This is a messenger RNA of Aspergillus aculeatinus CBS 121060, 1065 nucleotides long. Its product is annotated as proteasome regulatory particle base subunit RPN10. The transcript is spliced from 4 exons. Gene Ontology annotation, cellular component: nucleus; proteasome regulatory particle, base subcomplex; cytosol. Gene Ontology annotation, biological process: proteasome-mediated ubiquitin-dependent protein catabolic process. The record is from RefSeq and is a predicted model, not a curated record. NCBI's taxonomy places the organism in Eukaryota, Fungi, Ascomycota, Eurotiomycetes, Eurotiales, Aspergillaceae. Gene Ontology annotation, molecular function: polyubiquitin modification-dependent protein binding. The coding region runs from base 12 to 845 and encodes 277 amino acids.
CCCUCGCCAAGAUGGAAGCUACCAUGAUCAUUGUGGACAACAGCGAAAGCAGCCGUAACGGUGAUUACACAUCGACCCGAUGGCAAGCACAGAUCGACGCUGUCAGCGUCAUUCACACGACCAAGAUGCGCGUACACCCCCAAUCCGCCGUCGGGCUUAUGAGCAUGGGAGGAAAGGGUCCCGAAGUCCUGUCGACAUUCACCACCGAUUUCGGUGGUAUAUUGGCUGGUCUGCACCGCACGAAGAUCGGUGGCACUGCCCACCUUGGCUCCAGCAUACAAGUGGCCGGUCUCGCCCUCAAGCACCGCUCCGAGAAAUCCCAGAGACAGCGCAUCAUCGUAUUCUCCUGCUCCCCCAUUGAAGAAGACGAGAAGACGCUCGUGAAGCUCGCCAAGAAGAUGAAGAAGAACAACGUGUCCAUCGACGUGAUCGCCUUCGGAGACCUCGAAUCCGACCAGACCAAGAAGCUCGAGGCGUUCGUCGAGAACGUCAAGGGUGGCGACGGCUCCCACCUGGCCAUCAUCCCGCCCGGCGACAAACUGCUGAGUGAAGAGCUCCAGGCCACGCCGAUCCUGGGUGGUGACGGCAGCGGCGCCGGUGGUGGCGCCGGUCCGGACGGCGGGGACGGGGGCUUCAACUUCGAGGAUGCGGCGGAGAACGAUCCCGAGCUGGCCUUUGCCCUGCGUCUGUCCCUCGAGGAGGAGAAGAACCGACAAGAAAAGGAGAAGCGGGAUCGGGAGGAACAGGAGCGCAAAGUCAACUUGGAGGGUAUUCCCGAGGAGGGUGGUGAGGGUAGCGGAAGCAAAGACAAGAAGGAUGACGGUGACAAGAUGGACACCGCUUAAUGUGUGAGGAAAUUCUGAAAUGAUCCUCGUGGAUGACCUCCUUUUUUUUCUUCUUCAAUCUCUGAUGCAUACCCGGCGUUCCUUCUGAUGUGUACUUGCGUUAAAGUUUUCUCUGGUUUUUCUGCUUGGUUGUAAUUGUAGAACGUGGGUUCUAGAGUCGACCCCCCCGCCCACACGACAAUCCUUUUGAGAAAGGCUUGCGGUAUCUAUAUGGGAAUUC